Molecule: messenger RNA, 1641 nt
Organism: Pyrus x bretschneideri (Chinese white pear)
Lineage: Eukaryota; Viridiplantae; Streptophyta; Magnoliopsida; Rosales; Rosaceae
Exons: 3
Coding region: 1-1641 (546 amino acids)
Source: RefSeq, a predicted model, not a curated record
AUGGAUAUGAAUUAUGAUACAUGGAUAUAUCAUGGUGAGCGGAUCCAUCAAGUGCAAGGACAAACUUCAGGAUUUACGAAUGACGAGCAAACUAGUAGUCCUAAUGGCAACAUGGUCAAUAUGAUUGAGGAUGCAUUUCAAAUAUUGGAUGAUAAUGACAAUGAUCAAGAUACAUUGUGGAGUGUAUUGAGCUACAUUGUGGAAUUAAUUCACAACAAAGUUACCAACUAUAUGACUGACAGGGUAGUUGAUAAGAUGUUAGUAAUGAUGAAGAAGAUGUGUCCCCAACCCAACCACGUUCCUAAAUCAUUCUAUGAGUGCAAGAAGAUAUUGAGAUGUCUUGGAUUGGGGUAUGAAAAUAUCCAUGCUUGUUACUACGACUGUGCAUUGUUUUAUAAAGAACAUGAAAAGAAAGAUAGAUGUCUAGUAUGUAAUGAGCCAAGGUAUAAGGCUAGUGUUUGUGAGCAAAGAAAGAAAGUUCUGAGAAAAGUAUUGCAGUAUUUUCCACUUAAACCAAGGUUGCAAAGGUUAUUCAUGUCAAGACAUAUGAGCAAAGACAUGAGGUGGCACAAGGAUAAAAGAGUCAAUGAUGUGAACACAAUGAGGCAUCCAGCAGACUCUAUUGCUUGGAAAAAGUUUGACAAAAUAUACCCUGAUUUUGCUCGAGACCCACGAAAUGUUAGAUUGGGCCUUGCAACUGAUGGGUUUAAUCCUUUUUCGGAUAUGAGCAAGCCUUAUAGUAUGUGGCUAGUUGUUUUGUUUCCAUAUAAUUUGCCCCCAUGGAAAUGUAUGAAAAAGCCAUUCUCUUUUCUCACCUUGUUAAUUCCUGGACCCAAUGCACCUGGAAAUGAGAUUGAUAUAUAUUUGCGUCCAUUAAUAAAUGAGCUUAAGGAAUUAUGGGAAAGUGGCGUUCAAACUUAUGAUAAGAUGGAUGUAUGUACUUUUAAUGUGCAUGCAGCUGUGAUAUGGACCAUCAAUGAUUUUCCUGCUUAUGGAAAUUUAUCAGGUUGGAGCACUCACAGUAAGUUGGCAUGUCCAAUUAGGCAUAAUCUUGAUGUCAUGCACAUUGAGAAGAACAUAUUUGAUAUUUUGAUUGAGACAUUGUUGAACACGGAGAAAUCAAAGGACACACUCAAGGCGAGGAUGGAUUUAAAAGACAUGAAUAUCAGGGAAAGUUUGCAAUUGGAAUUGAAUGAAAAUAAUAAAUUGGAUAAGCCACCAGCUCAGUAUGUAUUCAAUCCUUCCGAGCGUAAAGAUUUUUUGCAAUGGUUGCAAUCAAUUAAAUUUCCUGAUGGUUAUGCAUCUAGUAUUUCACAAAAUGUGCGUGUAAAUGAAGGAAAAGUUAUGGGUUUAAAGAGCCAUGAUUGUCAUGUGUUGAUGCAACGUGUACUUCCCGUGGGUAUUCGAAAACAUUUGAAAAGGCAGAUAUAUGUACCAAUUGUUGAGUUGUCAAAUUUCUUUCAACAAAUAUGUGCAAAGACAGUUACUGUUGCUGAUCUUGAUAAGUUGGAAGAAGAUACUGUGCUUAUAUUGUGCAAACUAGAAAAAAUAUUCCCGCCUGCUUUCUUCGUUCCCAUGGUUCAUUUAACUGUGCAUUUGCUACGAGAAGCUAAAUUAGCAGGACCAGUUGGAUGUCGCUAG